Neltuma alba is the source of this 1642-nucleotide messenger RNA. RefSeq names its product presenilin-like protein At1g08700. The coding region runs from base 158 to 1537 and encodes 459 amino acids. Gene Ontology annotation, molecular function: aspartic endopeptidase activity, intramembrane cleaving. The record is from RefSeq and is a predicted model, not a curated record. The transcript has a single exon. Gene Ontology annotation, cellular component: gamma-secretase complex; membrane. Gene Ontology annotation, biological process: membrane protein ectodomain proteolysis; protein processing. NCBI's taxonomy places the organism in Eukaryota, Viridiplantae, Streptophyta, Magnoliopsida, Fabales, Fabaceae.
GCUGUUGGGGUAGAGAGAUGGAAAUGAAAAGAUAACUUGAGCUCUGAAUCUGAUCGAUGCCCCCAAACCCCCAUAUGCAAUAGCCAAAAUCCGAAGCGGUCCACACCCGGCCCCUGCUCGACGAAAUUCCUCGCCCGGGAUAAUCGUCUGAAUCACCAUGGAGUCAAGCAUUCUGGAUUCCAUUGGCGUAGAGAUCAUCGGGGUGAUGUCCCCUGUCUCCAUCUGUAUGCUCCUCGUUGUCCUCCUCGUCUACUCCCUCUCUUCCUCCAAUCCCUUCUCUCCCGCUUCUGUCGAUACCAUUCGCACCGCUGCCAACCUUGUCUACGUCGAGAACCCUUCCGACUCUGCUUCCCAGAAGCUCGAAGGUGCUCUUCUGAAUGCUUUGGUCUUCGUCAUCUUAAUUGCCAUCGUCACUUUCCUCCUUGUUCUUCUUUAUUAUUACAACUUCACCAAUUUCCUCAAGAACUACAUGCGCUUCUCCGCCUUCUUCGUUCUUGGCACCAUGGGCGGAUCCAUCUUCUUGUCCGUCAUCGAAAAGUUCUCUAUUCCUGUUGAUUCCGUCACUUGUUUUCUUCUUCUUUUCAAUUUCACCGUUGUUGGUGUUCUCUCCGUGUUUUCGGUUGGGAUCCCAAUUUUACUGAGGCAAACCUACAUGGUUUGUCUGGGGAUUAUUGUGGCGGCCUGGUUCACGAAAUUGCCCGAGUGGACUACUUGGGUUUUGCUUGUCGCAUUGGCUGUGUAUGAUUUGGUGGCUGUUUUGGCUCCCGGUGGCCCGCUUAAGCUGUUGGUGGAUUUGGCCUCAACUAGGGAUGAAGAGCUUCCUGCCUUGGUGUACGAGGCUCGACCUACGGUCGCUCGAACUGGGAAUCGCGGGGCUUCGUCUUUAGGGUUUUUGGUCGCUGGAGUUUCAGAUUCUUCGUCAAUCGAGCUUCAAGCAGUGUCAAGGGACAACGUCAAUAGACAUGAGAACGAGAGUGGCAGCAAUGCCGACUAUUCUGCAGUGACCUUGGGGGAUUUUCAGAAUGAGGAGGCUCACAGUGACAGAGAUGAUGGGGAGAGGUCGCCACUGGUGGGUAAUGCGCGAGAAAAGCAUUCAUCGAGUAGUGAUUCGUCGCAAUAUUCGACAGUUGUCGGUCCAUCCAGUCGAGGUCAGCAUUUUAAUGGCAGGGACCAUGAGAUUGUGGGUGAGGAAACAUCUCCUCUUGUAGAAAUGAUGGAAAUGGGAAAUGAAGGAAGGCAGUCGAGGGCUGGUGAUGUGGAGAUUGCUGAUAGGGGUAUUAAACUUGGGCUUGGAGAUUUUGUUUUCUACAGUGUCCUUGUGGGUAGAGCUGCAAUGUAUGACCUUAUGACAGUGUAUGCUUGUUACCUUGCAAUCAUAUCAGGACUAGGUUGCACUCUAAUUUUGUUGUCAGUGUGCCGUCGAGCUUUGCCUGCACUUCCUAUUUCUAUCACACUGGGUGUUAUUUUUUAUUUCUUGACACGAUUAUUAAUGGAGCCCUUCAUUGUCGGUGCAGCCACAAAUUUAGUGAUGUUUUGAACUGGCGUUGUUUUCUUAGAGUGACAGAUAAUGAGAAUUGUUAGAGAUACACUAAUCAUUUCAUAGGCAGGAAAUUUGUUAUUGGAGUUAAGAGUUAGUGCUCCG